Messenger RNA from Trematomus bernacchii (emerald rockcod), 2761 nucleotides. RefSeq names its product stearoyl-CoA desaturase b (gene scdb). Gene Ontology annotation, biological process: unsaturated fatty acid biosynthetic process; response to fatty acid. Gene Ontology annotation, molecular function: palmitoyl-CoA 9-desaturase activity; iron ion binding; stearoyl-CoA 9-desaturase activity. The record is from RefSeq and is a predicted model, not a curated record. The coding region runs from base 220 to 1221 and encodes 333 amino acids. NCBI's taxonomy places the organism in Eukaryota, Metazoa, Chordata, Actinopteri, Perciformes, Nototheniidae. Gene Ontology annotation, cellular component: endoplasmic reticulum membrane. The transcript has 6 exons.
GCAUCCAUUUCCUCAUCGACCAAUUGCUUUAAAAGGACCUCAGAAUAUGCAAUAAGAGAUCCUCAGUAACCGGGGAUCAUCACACCAGUAUUACCGAACGCAUUUCUCGCUUUUUCCUCGUCACCCACAUCUCCCCUGCACCCGGAUCUCCUGCAGCUUUGUGUCUUCCUCUGUACUGAAAAACGCCUGUCGACUACACGAACCCCCUUUUCAGCAAAGAUGACCGAAACGGAAACCAGAACCAUUCACGAUGACAAGCAACAGAACGGAGCUGCUGUGGCAGAAACGUCGGUGGAGGAUGUUUUUGACGAUACCUAUAAAAUGAAAGAGGGUCCAAAACCACCGAGGAUGCUGGUGUGGAGAAAUAUCAUCCUGAUGACGCUCCUUCAUCUCGGAGCGCUUUAUGGACUGGUUCUCCUGCCUUCUGCCUCGGUUUCAACUGUCGCAUGGACUGCAGUGUGCUAUCUCAUCAGUGCUCUCGGUGUGACUGCCGGUGCACACAGACUAUGGAGCCACAGAUCCUAUAAGGCUUCCUUUCCUCUGCGGGUCUUCCUCGCUCUCGGCAACUCCAUGGCGUUUCAGAAUGACAUAUAUGAGUGGGCGAGGGACCACCGCGUCCACCACAAGUACUCAGAGACGGACGCAGACCCCCACAAUGCCACACGGGGGUUUUUCUUCUCCCACGUCGGUUGGCUGAUGGUUCGCAAACAUCCGGAUGUCGUUGAAAAGGGCAAAAAGCUGGAGUUGUCUGACCUGAAGGCAGAUAAAGUGGUGAUGUUUUCAGAGAGGCACUACAAGCUCUCUGUGGUGAUGCUUUGCUUCGUCGUGCCCAUGAUGGUGCCCUGGUACUUCUGGGGUGAAUCCUUGGUGUUGGCAUAUUUUGUCCCUGGACUCCUGAGAUACGCUGUGAUGCUCAACGCCACCUGGCUGGUCAACAGCGCCGCGCACUUAUACGGCAACAGACCUUAUGACAAAGCCAUCAACCCGAGGGAAAACCCGUUUGUUGCUUUCAGUGCCAUAGGGGAAGGUUUCCACAACUACCACCACACGUUCCCCUUUGACUAUGCAACGAGUGAGUUUGGCGUCAAGCUCAACAUCACCACUGCCUUUAUAGAUCUCAUGUGCUUCAUGGGAUUGGCCACGGACCCCAAGAGCGUGUCAAAGGAAGUAAUCAUGGCUCGCGUCAAGCGGACGGGUGAGGGCAGCCACAAAAGCGGCUGAGUCACAAUAGCUAGGAACUUUGCAAAUGAAACCGAACAUGUCGAACCGAGACCGAACGUAGCAACAAGUAUAGCAGCAUUUCAGUGGUGGUGGUUGGGGGGGGCGUGAUUACCAUGCUUCUGAUUAUAAGUUAAACCCCCUCCUGAGACUAAUUUUUGGCUUUAAAGAGUUGUAGACCUUUCCAUAAACUGUGUGGGCCUCUUAAGUUUUGAAGUGUCCUCGCCAACUAUUCGCCACAGCCAGCGACUUGACUACAUGUGUAAGCACAGCUUUUCAACAUAAUAUUUAAAACCGGGCACAAACAGAAUGAAAAGGCUAAUUAGGAUUUGCGUCGCGUUUGGCAGCAGUAGGACAACCAAACAAGUUAGUGAUUUGUUGAAGCAGUGAUUACAGAAUGAUUUACUGUAUAUCUUAUUUGUUUAAUGUGCUAUUUAUUAAUUGUGUUUGGCACUUUGGAAGCUUCAUUGAAACCCUUAACAGUGAGGUUUGUCUACAGGCAAUAUUAAGGGCCUUCCGCGCUAACUUCUCUCAGUACUGCUUUGUCUCUUUCCACAGGGAGUGGAGUUUCAUCUUGAUUAUUGUUUGUCUGUGAUAAGCUAAGGUUUUCUUUAUUUUAUGUAAGAUAUUAGUCUUGCUAAACCAUAAGCUACUGUGUUCAAUGCCGACACAAAGACAGGCAACACUCUAUUGAACUUUCCAUAUUUAUCAUACCGGAGUAACCCUCGGUCGAAUACAGUUCAGAUGUGCUAUACUUUGGGAUACUUUCACACCCAUUGUCUCCAACUGUACCAGAAGGGUUCUUAUUGAGGAUUAAGUUCUCUGUUUCAAUGCAGUUUAUACCUCUUGAGUAGUGAAGGCGCCUCAGACUGAAACACGGAACCUGACUUCUUACUCAAUACACAAAAAUAAAUUAUUAUUAGCAUUUAUUUUUAAAUAUACUCGGACAAGGUAACCCUCUCCCUCAGAUAAGGCCAAUGAGGUAUGUGUAGAGGCUGCAUUUACCUUUUGUGCUGUGUGAUAUUAUUGAAACGUGUCAGGACUCUUGCCCAAAUGCCUUAUGAGGGUUGCACACCUGAUUAAAAAAAAAAGAUUUGUUAAAAGUGCAAGUUAUGAAAAUACAUUAGAAUAUUCUGUCUAAUCAAAGAUGUUUCUGUCUGUCUUUAAGAACAACUUAAAACUUAAAAUCCCUGUUUUAUAAUGAAUAAGAGGGGACCAUUCAACUAAUCUUAAAGAAAUGCUAUGAUUUAACUUUUGUGUGACCAAACAAAUACUUUCCUCUAAAACAAGAUCCAACUUGUUAUAUCAUUAUUGAUAAUGUUGUUAUAUUUGUCACACAUUUACAGAGCAACACUUUUUUACAGUGUUAACUUCUUGAAGUUUGAAUGCCUUAAAACAAUGGCACAUUUUUUCAAAGAAUGUUUUUGCCCACUGUAUGUACCGUAAAUAAACCAAAUUUUCUACUUGCGACUAUGUUUUUGAUGUUUUUUGUUGGAAUUCUGUAAUACUCUAUUCGUAAACUGAAUAAAAAAAUAUGAUCGUA